AUGGAUUACGAUGAGUUCAGUAACGACAACAACCCGUUUGCUGGCUCAAACCAUUUCUAUUCCAAUGGAAUAAGCAGCAAUGACCCUUCUGACCUUCUGGACAGCGGAACCAGCUUGGGGGUGCAAUCUGUCGAUAGCGAGCCUCUCCCUAUAAUCACAAACCAAUCUGUCACAAUUAGCAAUUACGAGCUUUUACGAGACUUUAAAAACGUCACCACUGUUUUUUACCGAAUAGAAUACAUGUCCAAAAGCACAUUGCGCCGGUACUCUGAUUUUGUGUCGUUGCGGUCGUACCUGAUACGGUUCUUCCAGACUAAAGUGUUACCACCUGUACCCGAGAAACACUCGUUAGGACGAUUGUUGAAGAACCCGUUUUCGUACAAAUCAGACACAAAGAUCAUCUACAGAAGAAUACGGCUGUUGCAGUACUUUCUGGAUGAAUUGGUUGCCGACCCAGACAUAAAGCAAUCGGAGGUUCUGUUGAAGUUUUUGGAUCCUUCACAAAAAAAUUGGCACCAAGCAAUCAAGUCGGGCCCCUUGAGCAACGUAUCUUCGAAAUCGAUUCUGCUCACGUCGCCAAGAAACCCGUUGAUUCCCAACCCGUACCUGAUUUACUUACCAAUUCCGCCGCUUGGAUUGGUCAAGAAGUACGACUCUAAACUCAACUCUAGCAUUUUUGUUCCUCUAGAAGCCAAAGUCAAGAUUCUGCUCGAACGGGUUCAGGCACUCGAACAAACAAGCAAGAAGAUCGUCAAGGAUUUGGAAAAGAACAGGAUAGCCUUGAUCGAGCUCGGCAGUAUUUUUAACAUAUUCAGCAUUCUGGAAAACCAGGAUAGAAACAUCGAGGAGUUUGGUAACAGGGUCGACCUGUCAUUCUUGAACAUUGAGGUGCUGAUCAAGUCCAUAACUGUGAAGAUGUUUGAGCCAUUCAUCAUCCUGAGACAGACGUUGGUAGCCAUGGUGCAUCUGCUGAACUACCGCAAGCUGAAGGAGCUACAACUUUCGUAUCUUCGAGACAUAAUUCUUCGCAAACAGGUUCGUCUCAAGAGCUUGAUGGAGCGGGUGGUGUCCGAGUCGAAGCUGAGCCAGAUUUUGGAGAACAGCGUGGUGGACUCUCCCAGCUUGAAUAAGGCCAUCAACGAGCUGAAACUCAGAAAGCAGAAGCAAAACUUGUUGAGCGAGUCGUCCUUGAUCAUCAUCAACAAACAACUGCAAGCUGAGGACGACGACGAAAGUUUCAUACGCGACCACAACCAAGACACGCCGAUCAACAACGGGCAUGCAGGUAAUUGGAAGACGGCCAUUGCCGGGACGUCUUCGUCUGCGUCGUCUAACAAGAUCCACACCAUGAGCGCAUCGAGCCAUAAGUCUGUGUCCAAGCUGUCUGCAGACGAGCUGGCUUCGGAGAUAUCCAAGAUCCGACUCGAGCUGAACGAGAAACUGAUUCCGUGCUACACAAACCUGAUAGAGGAUGUCAAGUUUGUGAGUAUCGAUAUUGAGCGAAACAUCAAUAAACAAUUGGGGGUUACAAUACAGAGGAUAUGUCAAGUAAUGAACGACUGGAAGACGGUUGUGUAUGGCGACUUUGUCCAGAGCUGUUUAGGGAUAUGGAGCCAGAAUCAUUCUCUUACAUAA
Messenger RNA from Ogataea philodendri, 1635 nucleotides. RefSeq lists its product as uncharacterized. Gene Ontology annotation, biological process: retrograde transport, endosome to Golgi. NCBI's taxonomy places the organism in Eukaryota, Fungi, Ascomycota, Pichiomycetes, Pichiales, Pichiaceae. The coding region runs from base 1 to 1635 and encodes 544 amino acids. The transcript has a single exon. Gene Ontology annotation, molecular function: phosphatidylinositol binding. The record is from RefSeq and is a predicted model, not a curated record.